AUGCUCUCAACACCCCUCAACAUCCCGAAAUGGCUCGAAGAGAACUCGCACCUCCUCAAGCCCCCGGUGAACAAUUACUGCGUCUACAACGACGACAUGACCGUCAUGAUUGUCGGCGGCCCCAACGCCCGGACAGACUACCACAUCAACACGACGCCGGAGUGGUUCUACCAGUACCGGGGCACGAUGCUGCUCAAGGUCGUCGACGGCAGCGAGUUCCGGGACGUCUACAUCACCGAGGGCAGCAUGUUCCUCCUGCCGCCCAACACGCCGCACAACCCCGUCCGGUUCGCGAACACGGUCGGCGUGGUGUUGGAGCUGCCCCGGCCCGAGGGGAGUGUGGAUACGUUAAGGUGGUACUGCCCGCGGGAGGACUGCAGGAGGGUGGUGUAUGAGGAGAGCUUUCACUGUACGGAUCUGGGGACGCAGAUCAAGGCCGCGGUCGAGGGGUUCAAGGGGAGUGAGGAGAAGAGGAGGUGUAAGGCCUGUGGGACGAUGGCGGAGAGCGCGCCGAAGGAGGGGGAGAUUAGGGACCCGAAUGUUUAG
This is a messenger RNA of Drepanopeziza brunnea f. sp. 'multigermtubi' MB_m1, 546 nucleotides long. RefSeq lists its product as uncharacterized. The record is from RefSeq and is a predicted model, not a curated record. Gene Ontology annotation, cellular component: cytoplasm. Gene Ontology annotation, biological process: 'de novo' NAD+ biosynthetic process from L-tryptophan; quinolinate metabolic process. NCBI's taxonomy places the organism in Eukaryota, Fungi, Ascomycota, Leotiomycetes, Helotiales, Drepanopezizaceae. Gene Ontology annotation, molecular function: iron ion binding; 3-hydroxyanthranilate 3,4-dioxygenase activity.